Molecule: messenger RNA, 921 nt
Organism: Aegilops tauschii subsp. strangulata
Lineage: Eukaryota; Viridiplantae; Streptophyta; Magnoliopsida; Poales; Poaceae
Source: RefSeq, a predicted model, not a curated record
AUGAAAAAGGACCCCCCCUCACUGGCCUUUGGCCCGGCAGGCCACCAGGCCGCCCAGCCGGCCCACCAGGCCCGGGCCGCCCCCCUCAGUCCCCAUAACCUCCCCCACCGAUGGGAAACCCUAGCCCAUCGCACCCACUCCCCCCACUACGCUCUCCUCCCCGAUCCGAUCUGGAUCGGGGCUUGCCUCGUCGCCCCUGACGCCGCGCGUCGCCGCACCGCCGACGCCCGUCGCUCCGACUCGUCGGGCCACCUCGCCGCUCGUCGAACGCCUCCCCGCUGCGCCCCGACGACCAGGACUCGCCGCCCGGCGCUGCCCGACGUCGUCUUCCCCGCGCCCGUCGCCGGAUCGCCAAGCGCCGCGCCUCCUCAUCACCACCUCGCCGGACUGCCGCGCAGGAACGUCGUCCCCAUCCUCCUCCCCACGCCCCACUGCCCCGUGCCCUACAACCCCGGUGAGGCCCUCGGCCUCUCCCCGCACUCGUCGUCCGCCCGAUGCUGCCCCGUGGCCGCGGCCUCCUCCCCGCGUCGCGACUGGACCGGCGUCCCGCGCGCACCCACCGUGGCCGGGUCCUCGCACGCGCGCCUGCCCGGGGGCGCGCCCUGCCUCGCUCCGGGGCCACGCCCUGCCUCGCUCCAGGGACGCGCUCGUCGCGCCCGCGACCUCCCGUGGCCGCGCACGGAGUUCUGCUCCCCUGCGCCUGCUCCACCCCCUCCGCGCCCUGGCCGCACCCACCUGCGCCCAGCCGCGCGUGCCCGUCUCGCGCCACCGUGCCCGCAGCCGCCGGCCGGGUUCGCCUGCCCCGUCGCCUCGGGUCCGCCCGAUGGGCGCCUCGCCUGCAACGGCGCCGGCUGCCCAGCGCCCGCUCGGGUGACACCCGCACCCGAGCGCCCGAACCCGUUAAGGCCCCUGGCCCAAUGA